UGUUUUAACUUUACAUCAUCAGCCCUAAUGGAUGACUCAAAGAGGACACACCGCCUUGGUUGACCAGGGAGUGGUGCCAUUAGCUUACCUGUCUCCCUGUACCAGGUCACCUUGAAGACGCACCGAGGAUAAGGCCAUUGGAAAGAGGACUGCAAACAAGUGCUCAUAUAAUGUCCCACACUGGCCUAUCGUAAUGCAAACUCUGGACGAGACUCCCUUGCACCUGUUACAGCCUCGAAGGCAGUGCAUUCGAUGUGGAGGAGAGGUAGAGAUCACACAGGCACAGAGCAGGACUCUGUGUGUAUGCCGAUGCUACUCUAGACAUGAGAUGGCAGCGCAGAGACAUAGAGACAUGGCCCUAGGCAUGCAGAGUGUCCGGCAGGAGAAGGGCCACUGGGCAGCAGGGCGGGCUGGAGACAUUGAUUUCAUUGGGUCCAGCAGGACCAGAGGCAAGUUUGUGAGGGUCCGCAGCUCCACUGAUCCUGCCCAGAUCUAUGAGUUGCUCACUGAGCAGUGGGGGCUUUCUCCACCUCACCUGGUGGUGGCGCUGGUUGGUGGAGAUGAGCUGACACAGAUGAAGCCAUGGCUGAGGGACACAGUGAGGAAAGGCCUGGUGAAGGCCGCUCAAAGUACAGGUGCAUGGAUACUCACCAGUGGCCUUCGCUUUGGCAUCACCAAACACCUCGGACAGGCAGUGAGGGACCACUCUCUCGCCAGCACAUCCUCAAAAUUCCGUGUUGUGGCUAUAGGCAUUGCACCAUGGACCAUGAUCCAGAACAGAGACAUGCUGCUUACUGCCAGGCCAGAUCAGCCAGCAGCCUACCCCACAGAGGACUUGCCUCAUGGGCCUGUGUACUCCCUGGACUCCAACCACUCCCAUUGUGUCCUGGUGGAAGAGGAUCCCCAGCGUCCAGGGGCCACCAGUGAAAUGAGAGUCAAAUUCCUCAAGCACAUCUCCCUGCAACGCACUGGAUAUGGGGGUACAAGCAGCUUUGAGAUUCCAGUGCUGUGUUUGUUAGUUCAUGGAGAGCCAAGGAUCCUCCAGAGAAUGUUCAAAGGGAUUUUGAACGCAACACCUUGGUUGAUACUGGCAGGCUCAGGGGGCGUGGCAGACAUCCUUGUGACUCUGAUGAAUAGAGGAUGCUGGGAUUCUGACGUGGUUCAGGAGUUACUACAGGACACCUUCCCCAGUGGGCAUCACAGCACUGACAUCACUUCCUGGGUGAAGCUGAUUCAGAAGAUACUUGACCAUGGCCACCUGUUAACUGUGCAUGACCCAGAACAGGAGAGCUCUGAAUUAGAUACUGUCAUCCUCAAAGCCUUGGUGAAGGCUUGCAAAAGUCAAAGCCAGGAAGCUCAGGACUUCCUUGAUGAGUUGAAGUUAGCCGUGGCGUGGAACAGAGUGGACAUUGCCAAGAGUGAAAUCUUCAAUGGAGACGUGGAAUGGAGGGCCUGUGACUUAGAGGAGGUCAUGAUGGACGCACUGGUCAAUGACAAGCCAGACUUCGUGAGACUGUUUGUGGACAACGGUGUGAACCUGGGGGAGUUCUUGACCUACGGCCGCCUGCAGGAGCUCUACUGCUCCGUGUCGGAGAAGAGCCUGAUCCACUUCCUGCUGCUGAAGAAGCUCCAAGAGAAGCAGAUGAUCCUGGCCUCAGCCCGCGUCCCCGGCCCAACCCAUUCAGAACCAGGAGACCGACGGGCUCGCUUUACACUCCACGAGGUCUCCAAAGUCCUGAAAGACUUCCUCCAUGACUCCUGCAAAGGCUUCUAUCAGAAGCUACCAGCAGAGAAAGGAAGCAAAAGUCGCCUCUUUCAAAGUCACAAGAACCUUCCGGAUAUGGAGCAACGUUGUGAGAAUCCCUGGAGAGAUCUUUUCUUGUGGGCUAUCCUGCAAAACAGACAGCAGAUGGCCAACUACUUUUGGGCUAUGGGUCCAGAAGCAGUGGCUGCAGCUUUGGCUGGCUGUAAAAUACUGAAGCAAAUGGCCCAUCUGGAAUCAGAGGCAGAGUCAGCACGGAGUAUGAAGGAGGCCAAGUAUGAGCAGUUUGCACUGGAUCUCUUCAGUGAGUGCUACUCCAACAGUGAGGACCGGGCCUAUGUGCUGCUGGUGAGGAAGACCCACUGCUGGAGCAAGUCCACUGUGCUCACUCUGGCAACAGAGGCAGACGCCAAGUGCUUCUUCGCCCAUGAUGGUGUGCAGGCCAUGCUGACGAAGAUCUGGUGGGGAGCCAUGACGACAGACACAUCCAUCUCCAAACUGGUGCUCUCAUUCUUCUGCCCUCCUCUCAUCUGGACCAAUCUCAUCAAGUUUAGUGACCAGGAGCUGGAGAGUAGAGGUGGUGGGGAGGAGUUUGCAGAGCUGGACAGCCUGGACACAGAGAAAGCCCUACUGCUUACUGAUGAGGAUCCACUGGGCUCGGAGGCCGUGGGCAACCCAGGCACUGAGAGCCAUACUGCAGCCUGGAGUCGCUUCCUCCUCCGCCGCUGGCGUCGCUUCUGGGGCGCGCCCGUCACCGUCUUCCUGGGCAACGUCAUCAUGUACUUUGCUUUCCUGAUCCUCUUCACCUAUGUCCUCCUCCUGGACUUCCGUCCCCCGCCGCCUCUAGGUCCCUCUGGGGCAGAGAUCAUGCUCUACUUCUGGGUGUUCACUCUGGUGCUGGAGGAGCUCAGGCAGAGUUUCUUCACGGAUGAGGACUCCAACAUCCUGAAAAAGCUGAAGCUCUAUGUUGAAGAUAACUGGAACAAGUGUGACAUGGUGGCCAUAGGUCUUUUUGUUAUGGGGGUGUCCUGCAGGAUGGUGGAGAACACAUAUGAAGCAGGGCGCACUGUCCUUGCAUUGGACUUCAUGAUCUUCACUUUAAGACUCAUCCAUAUUUUUGCCAUACACAAGCAACUUGGGCCCAAGAUCAUCAUUGUUGAAAGAAUGAUGAAAGAUGUGUUCUUCUUCCUCUUCUUCCUGAGUGUGUGGCUGAUAGCCUAUGGUGUGGCCACACAAGCUUUGAUGCACCCCAAUGACCCCCGCUUGGACUGGGUCUUCAGACGAGUUCUAUAUCGCCCCUACCUCCACAUCUUUGGACAGAUACCCCUGGAGGAAAUAGAUGCGGCCCACAUGCCACAGACCAAUUGCACCAUGGAGCUAGGAGAGAUCCUAAAGGGUACCCUCCCGCCAUGCCCCAACAUCUAUGCCAACUGGCUAGUCAUCCUGCUGCUGGUCAUCUACCUUCUGGUCACCAACGUGCUGCUACUCAACCUGCUGAUUGCUAUGUUCAGCUACACCUUUCAGGUUGUGCAGGGAAACACAGACAUCUUCUGGAAGUUCCAGCGUUACAACCUGAUAGUGGAGUACCACAGUCGCCCCGCCCUGGCCCCUCCCUUCAUAAUCAUCAGUCACUUAUCCCAACUGGUCCUCAGCCUGUUCAAGAAGACAGAGUCAAAGCUGGAGGAUCUCGAGAGAGAGUUGCCUAUGGUACUGGACCAGAAGCUCAUGACAUGGGAGACGGUACAGAAGGAGAACUAUUUAGCCAAACUGGAACGCCAGCACUGGGAGAGCAGUGAGGAGAGACUGAAGAGCACAUCCUCCAAAGUACAGAGUGUACUGAAAACAGUCGAAGGAUUCAAGGAACAGGUUAAACGUCUGUCAUCUAUGGAAGCUCAGGUAAAAUACUGGAUUGCUGAAUGUUUCAAUCAGAGCACCUCUAAAUGGGACAGAGACGCCCCCAAGGAUUCACGUUCUAAGGCUAGCAGCAGCAUUGCUCCACAGCCACAGCCCAGUCUAACGGCGAAACAGGAGAGUGGUAUACACCUGGGAUAUGGAGCCAACAAGAAGCUCCCCUACAUCGAUGAGUGACGGACAGUUUAGGAGAGUUCAUGUUGAAGGCUAAGGAUUGUAAUCGAAU
Clupea harengus (Atlantic herring) is the source of this 3899-nucleotide messenger RNA. It is a transcript of the gene trpm5, whose product is annotated as transient receptor potential cation channel, subfamily M, member 5. The record is from RefSeq and is a predicted model, not a curated record. The coding region runs from base 194 to 3850 and encodes 1218 amino acids. Lineage: Eukaryota; Metazoa; Chordata; Actinopteri; Clupeiformes; Clupeidae. The transcript has 26 exons. Gene Ontology annotation, cellular component: plasma membrane. Gene Ontology annotation, molecular function: ligand-gated calcium channel activity; calcium-activated cation channel activity. Gene Ontology annotation, biological process: calcium ion transmembrane transport.